Messenger RNA from Toxotes jaculatrix (banded archerfish), 3268 nucleotides. RefSeq names its product calcium release-activated calcium channel protein 1-like. Bases 254 to 916 code for a protein of 220 amino acids. Gene Ontology annotation, cellular component: membrane. Gene Ontology annotation, molecular function: store-operated calcium channel activity. Gene Ontology annotation, biological process: store-operated calcium entry. NCBI's taxonomy places the organism in Eukaryota, Metazoa, Chordata, Actinopteri, Toxotidae. The record is from RefSeq and is a predicted model, not a curated record. The transcript has 2 exons.
UCUGACAGGCAGUCAGCUGCUGCAGGAAAGUUUUGACAUAGUUUGAUAGCUUUGUGUGUGUCGUGUUAUUACAUGCUAUCUUACUGAAACUUCAUUUCCUGCGUGCGCUUUCCAUUUGUCACCGAGUACCGUCCUGUAAAUUAAUCCGGUUUGUAGUUUUAUAUUUAUUUCAAAGAGGAAAAACAAAACAAACAAACAAACAACAACAACAACAACAACAAACAAUAACUGGUCACUUGGAAGAACUUUCGGAAUGAGCUUGAACGAACACUCCUUGCAGGCUCUGUCAUGGAGAAAGCUGUACUUGAGUCGAGCCAAACUAAAAGCCACAAGUCGCACUUCAGCUCUGCUCUCGGGCUUCGCAAUGGUUGCCAUGGUGGAGGUACAGCUGGAGCGGGAUUAUCAGUAUCCUCCAGGGCUGCUCAUAGCCUUCAGUGCCUGCACUACCGUUCUGGUUGCAGUACACCUCUUUGCCCUCAUGAUCAGCACAUGCAUCCUCCCGAAUCUUGAGGCUGUCAGCAACGUUCACAACCUCAACUCUGUCAACGAGUCUCCUCAUGAGCGCAUGCACCGCCACAUAGAACUGGCCUGGGCUUUCUCCACAGUCAUCGGCACCCUCCUCUUCCUCACAGAGGUGAUGCUCUUGUGCUGGGUGAAGUUCUUACCCCUCAAAAGCAACACCAAAGAAAACAACGGCACCAUAAGUUCCGGUGAGGCCGCAGCCAUCGCUUCCACUUGCAUCAUGGUGCCAUUUGGAAUUGUUUUUAUUGUGUUCGCCGUCCACUUUUACCGCACACUGGUUAGUCACAAAACGGACCGACAGAUCCGAGAGCUGGAGCAGGUCAUUCAGCUCCAGAACCAGCUGGAGCACAGGGCUGAGAAUGACGUCCUGAAGGCAGCUGUUCAUUUCCCUUGAUUAUGGCCAAUCAGCACAUUCAACAUCACAACAGUGGACAUUCAGUCAGGCUUUUAUUGUUAAAUCUCGUGUCAAAGCUUUACUGUUAAAGUUUAUGAACUAUGCUCAGAUGCCUUUUUUGAAUUUGCAAGCUUCUGUUUGUCAAGUGUUGCAGGUUUCGACUCAGUCCACUUUUGGAUAAUGCAUGCUCGCAAUCUUCUAAACAUUAUAUAUUAGGAAAAUAGUUUCACUUUUAACUUGGAGGUUAAAUCAUUUGCUCUCAGGUGCUAACAUUUCAGUGGCUUGCAGAAUGACAUAUCAUAUUUUAACAUUACACAUUUUAUGGCUAAAGUCUCCAAAGGACUUCAUGUGGGCACUUGGAGUGGAGUGAUACUCUUAAAUUUGUUUUGCUUUUUUAUGAAGUUAAAUAGCUGGCUGCUGAUUUCAUAGGACAAAUGUACUAUGUGGCAAUGAAUAACACGUUGCUGUUGAGUUGUAACGGUAGAAACCAGGACUUAACUUCAACCAUACUUGUAAAAUUUGGUCAAAUUGAAGAUCCACAUCAUAUCCAAACAAUGGCAGUAAAUUAAAGGUGCAUUUUCUUGUUGGAAUAUGACUUAACAAGGCCAGAACCUCUUUUCAGUUUUCAUGACGUCUGCAGCAAAGCCUGGUUUUAAUUCAGGGAAACGCUUCGGUGCUGCUCUGUUUGUGGUUUUCUUUCAGUAAUUUGCUGAUACGUAAGUUAUCAAAGAUAAGACUUCAAACUGUGCUGCUGAUGUAUAGGUAUACCGUAAAACUCGUCACCACUGCAGCAUCCACCUGUGCCGCUAAUAGAGUCAUGAUUUGAUUUGAUUUCAACUGUUCUUACGUGUGCCUCACUUUAAAUUCAGCUUUGUAGGGAGCAUUACCAAGCCUUCAUUAUCGGUACAGAUGUUCGUGUUCAAGAUGUGAACUGUGUGAGUGAAAUAUCAGUUAUGUUACAAACACUGUCUGCUUGUUUUAAAAUCAAAAUUAUGAAGCAGGUUGAGUCCUUUUAAAACAUUUACUAGUCCUUAGUUAUUCGCCUUGGUUGAUACACACAUUCCCAUCCUUCACUGUACUGAACAGUUGCUUGUGGGAACUUUUUAUUAAGCCCUGCUCACCAGUUGUUUUAGGUUGUGUGAAAUGUUUGUUCCCUUCCAUUUCCCAUACUCUACCCAUACUUUUCAGAUUUCUGAACAAUUUAGAUUUUACGACCUGCAUAAUCCUCAUUUUGAAGAGCUCCAAAAGCCUGUGAAACUGAAAAUUUAAAUUUAAGCUGAACAUUGUUUAGGUCUUUAACUAAACUAUAGAAAGAAUAUAUUAAUACUAAGAUCCAGCAGUAUUUGUGUGCAAGUUUGUGUGCAUUUUUUGAAAAUAAAUGCUGGUCAGGGAUGCUUUUAAUCAGUGUGUUAUUGCAGUGCACACACUUUUUAUAGCAGGGUUUGUUGGGAAUCCAAAUAAGGAGCAUGAGGAGCCAUGCUUUUGUAAAAAUCAGUCUUGGGUAAAAAUUUCACGUUGCUUUUGCAGUUCUAACAUACUGUAAUCCAAAAGCUGGUUACUGAUUUUGAUGAAGUAUUGUUAAUUGUAUUAUUAUAUAGCAUGCAUGUAUUGGAAAUGUGUAUAAAUUUGUAUGUUUUGUACUUUUCAUAGUUUACAAGCUUGAGUAUAUUCUCACAUUGUUUAGGUUACAGAUUUUUUCAAGUGUGGAAUAUAGAGUGUGUUCUUUUUGUCCUCUGGCACAUUGUUGAAUUGUUCUUCUUAGGUCUGACCUUUUUUUUUUUUUUUUUAAUUUCUCUCUAAGGAAAUGUGCUCACAUUCAGGGCUGGAUGACAAUUGAUUAUUAUCAUUACAUUCACAUCAGUAUAUCAUACCCCCAAACAUGCAUCUCUAAAUAUGUUGAACCAGCAAAACCCUACACAACAUGGGUUGUUAAAUAUUUGAGAAAAUACCCACAACCCUCUUUAAUCUAUGUAAUGAACGUGUAUUUGCAUUUUUAUCAUGUGAUUUUGAGUUGUUAACAUUGUAACAUAAUGUAUUUCUACCAAGGAGAUGCUGUCGUCAUUAUUGCAAUAUCAGUUUUGUCUUUAUCACCCACCCCCUACACAUGGUUCAUGCUGAGUCAUGGUAAUGUAAUAGUUUCUAUAGACCACAAGCUCCCUAAGUUUUUUGCAUUGGAAUUGUCCAGAUGAUAAUGUCUCUGGGACAUGUAACAGAAAACAAGGAGCCACAAGGUGUUCAUAAGUUACAGACUGUCAAGUAAAAUUAUCGUUACCCUUUGUCAAAGCACUGAUAAUAGUGUUUAAGACUUUUUUUUGUUACAAGGAAUUAAAUAAAGAGGUUUAUGCAGACUGA